Molecule: messenger RNA, 2391 nt
Organism: Peromyscus eremicus (cactus mouse)
Lineage: Eukaryota; Metazoa; Chordata; Mammalia; Rodentia; Cricetidae
Gene: Sf1
Product: splicing factor 1
Exons: 14
Coding region: 424-2343 (639 amino acids)
Biological process (GO): regulation of mRNA splicing, via spliceosome
Cellular component (GO): nucleus
Molecular function (GO): mRNA binding; zinc ion binding
Source: RefSeq, a predicted model, not a curated record
CCUCGUCUCCUCCCCGCCGCUCCGGCCUCGGAGCUCAGUCCGCGCAGUAACAAAUGAAGUGCGCGCUGCGACACCUCCCAGCUCCCCCUGCCCCGCCGCCAUUUCGUCGCCGGGCCUAACGGUUCGGCCAAUCCCGACACGCAUCGAAAAGGACUAGCGCUCCACCAAUCGGAGGCCGCCGACUCCGACCUCACCUCGGGCCGGCCCAAUCCGGGCCCCGGGCCCGCCGCCCCCAGCCCGCCCCCGCCGCAUCCUCUCUCCUCCCUCUUUGUGCGUCUGGCGCCGCCGCCGCCCGCCGCGUGAGAGGACUGGCUCCCCGCGCUCCUCGGCAGCGUCGUCGGGUCCCCUCCCCCCCGGAAGGUUCGCGAAGGAGCAGCCGCCGCCGAGGACGAGGAACCGCUGGUGCCGGUCCCCUGGGGCGCCAUGGCGACCGGAGCGAACGCCACGCCGCUGGAUUUCCCAAGUAAGAAGAGGAAGAGGAGCCGUUGGAACCAAGACACAAUGGAACAGAAGACAGUGAUUCCAGGCAUGCCUACAGUUAUCCCCCCUGGACUGACUCGGGAACAAGAAAGAGCUUAUAUAGUGCAACUACAGAUAGAAGACCUGACUCGUAAACUGCGCACAGGAGACCUGGGCAUCCCCCCUAACCCUGAGGACAGGUCCCCUUCCCCUGAACCAAUCUACAACAGCGAGGGGAAGCGGCUUAAUACUCGAGAGUUCCGUACUCGAAAAAAGCUGGAAGAGGAGCGGCACACCCUCAUCACAGAGAUGGUUGCUCUCAACCCGGACUUUAAACCACCUGCGGAUUACAAGCCUCCAGCAACACGCGUGAGUGAUAAAGUGAUGAUCCCCCAAGAUGAGUAUCCAGAAAUCAAUUUUGUGGGGCUCUUAAUUGGGCCCAGAGGGAACACCCUGAAGAACAUUGAGAAGGAGUGCAAUGCCAAGAUCAUGAUACGGGGGAAAGGAUCUGUGAAAGAAGGGAAAGUGGGGCGCAAAGAUGGUCAGAUGUUGCCAGGGGAGGAUGAACCUCUUCAUGCUCUAGUCACUGCCAAUACAAUGGAGAAUGUCAAAAAGGCAGUAGAGCAGAUCAGAAACAUCCUGAAGCAGGGUAUUGAGACCCCAGAGGACCAGAAUGAUCUACGGAAGAUGCAGCUUCGAGAGUUGGCUCGCUUGAAUGGUACUCUACGGGAAGAUGAUAACAGGAUCUUAAGACCGUGGCAGAGCUCAGAGACACGCAGCAUUACCAAUACAACCGUGUGUACCAAGUGUGGAGGGGCUGGCCAUAUUGCCUCUGAUUGCAAAUUUCAGAGGCCUGGCGACCCUCAGUCAGCUCAGGAUAAAGCACGGAUGGAUAAAGAAUAUUUGUCCCUUAUGGCUGAGCUAGGGGAAGCUCCUGUCCCUGCAUCUGUGGGCUCCACCUCUGGACCUGCCACCACACCCCUGGCCAGUGCACCAAGACCUGCUGCUCCUGCCAGCAACCCACCACCACCGUCUCUCAUGUCUACAACGCAGAGUCGCCCACCCUGGAUGAAUUCUGGUCCUUCAGAGAAUCGGCCCUACCAUGGCAUGCAUGGAGGUGGCCCUGGUGGGCCUGGAGGUGGCCCCCACAGCUUCCCACACCCAUUACCUAGCCUGACAGGUGGGCAUGGUGGACAUCCCAUGCAGCACAACCCAAAUGGACCACCACCACCUUGGAUGCAGCCACCACCACCACCAAUGAACCAGGGCCCCCAUCCACCUGGGCACCAUGGCCCUCCUCCAAUGGAUCAGUACCUGGGAAGUACGCCUGUGGGCUCUGGGGUCUAUCGCCUGCAUCAAGGAAAAGGUAUGAUGCCGCCGCCGCCUAUGGGCAUGAUGCCGCCGCCUCCGCCACCUCCCAGUGGGCAGCCCCCGCCUCCUCCCUCUGGCCCUCUUCCUCCAUGGCAGCAGCAGCAGCAGCAGCCUCCACCACCCCCUCCGCCCAGCAGCAGUAUGGCUUCCAGCACCCCCUUGCCAUGGCAGCAAAAUACGACGACUACCACCACGAGCGCUGGCACAGGGUCCAUCCCGCCAUGGCAACAGCAGCAGGCGGCUGCCGCAGCUUCUCCAGGAGCCCCUCAGAUGCAAGGCAACCCCACUAUGGUGCCCCUGCCCCCCGGGGUCCAGCCGCCUCUGCCGCCCGGGGCCCCUCCCCCUCCGCCGCCUCCGCCACCUGGUUCCGCCGGCAUGAUGAUCCCUCCCCGCGGCGGCAGCGAUGGCCCGAGCCAUGAGAGUGAGGACUUUCCGCGCCCAUUGGUGACUCUUCCAGGCAGACAGCCUCAGCAGCGCCCCUGGUGGACAGGAUGGUUCGGCAAAGCAGCCUGAGUUAUUUUUGUGGACGGAAUCGGAACACGCUGGCUCCAUAUCGUGAAA